GCCAUUUUCAAAUCCCCGGAUGACGGCGGUGGCGGCUGCAGUCCGCUGACAGGCGCUUUCUGCCUGGCAGAGGCUGGCGGGCAUCGUGCCCGUCCCUGCCGGUCUCCCGGGCACCCGGCCACCGCCCCACCCCCUCCUCCGUGCCAUGGAGCCCGAGCUGGCCGCUCAGAAGCAGCCUCGGCCGCGGAGGCGAAGCCGCCGUGCCUGUGGGCUCAGCACGGAGGGAGCGACGGGGCCUUCGGCCAACACCUCCGGGCCGGAGCCGGACGGGAGAUGUUCCCUUCGAAGAGGCAGCUCCUUCACAUUCUUAACACCUGGCCCCAACUGGGACUUCACUUUGAAAAGAAAACGCAGAGAGAAGGAUGAUGAUGUUGUAAGCCUUAGCAGCCUUGAUCUGAAGGAACCCAGCAAUAAAAGAGUUCGACCUCUGGCUCGUGUCACGUCCUUGGCAAAUUUAAUCUCUCCUGUAAGAAAUGGAGCUGUCAGACGUUUUGGUCAAACAAUACAGUCAUUUACCCUUCGUGGUGACCACAGAUCCCCAGCCUCUGCCCAGAAGUUUUCUAGCAGGUCAACAGUCCCGACACCCGCCAAGAGAAGGAGCAGUGCACUGUGGUCAGAGAUGCUGGACAUCACCAUGAAGGAGUCUCUCACCACCAGGGAGAUCAGACGGCAGGAGGCAAUAUAUGAAAUGUCCCGAGGUGAACAGGAUUUAAUUGAGGAUCUCAAACUUGCAAGAAAGGCCUACCAUGACCCCAUGUUAAAGUUGUCCAUCAUGUCAGAAGAGGAACUCACACAUAUAUUUGGUGAUCUGGACUCUUACAUACCUCUGCAUGAAGAUUUGUUGACAAGAAUAGGAGAAGCAACCAAGCCCGACGGAACAGUGGAGCAGAUUGGUCACAUUCUCGUGAGCUGGUUACCGCGCUUGAAUGCCUACAGAGGCUACUGUAGUAACCAGCUGGCAGCCAAAGCUCUUCUUGAUCAAAAGAAACAGGAUCCAAGAGUCCAAGACUUCCUCCAGCGAUGUCUCGAGUCUCCCUUCAGUCGAAAACUAGAUCUUUGGAGUUUCCUAGAUAUCCCUCGAAGUCGCCUAGUCAAAUACCCUUUACUGUUAAAAGAAAUUCUUAAACACACUCCAAAAGAGCACCCUGAUGUUCAGCUUCUGGAGGAUGCUAUAUUGAUAAUACAGGGAGUCCUCUCUGAUAUCAACUUGAAGAAAGGUGAAUCCGAGUGCCAGUAUUACAUCAACAAGCUGGAGUACCUGGAUGAAAAGCAGAGGGACCCCAGAAUCGAAGCUAGCAAAGUGCUGCUGUGCCAUGGGGAGCUGCGGAGCAAGAGUGGACAUAAACUUUACAUUUUCCUGUUUCAAGACAUCUUGGUUCUGACUCGGCCCGUCACACGGAACGAACGGCACUCUUACCAGGUUUACCGGCAGCCAAUCCCAGUCCAGGAGCUGGUCCUAGAAGACCUGCAGGAUGGAGAUGUGAGAAUGGGAGGCUCCUUUCGAGGAGCUUUCAGCAACUCAGAGAAAGCUAAAAAUAUCUUUAGAAUUGGCUUCCAUGACCCCUCCCCGGGCCAGUCUCACACUCUGCAAGCCAAUGACGUGUUCCAUAAGCAGCAGUGGUUCAACUGUAUUCGAGCGGCCAUUGCGCCCUUCCAGUCGGCAGGCAGUCCGCCUGAGCUGCAGGGCCUGCCAGAGCUACACGAAGAGUGUGAGGGGAACCACCCCUCUGCGAGGAAACUCACAGCCCAGAGGAGGGCAUCCACAGUUUCCAGUGUUACUCAGGUAGAAGUCGAUGAAAACGCUUACAAAUGUGGCUCUGGCAUGCAGAUGGCAGAGGACAGCAAGAGCUUAAAGACAAACCAGACACAGCCUGGCAUCCGAAGAGCAAGGGACAAAGCCCGGUCUGGUGGCAAACGGAAAGAGACUUUGGUGUAGAGAAGGCUCUGUGUGUUAACUGGUGGAGAGACUGUUUAUAAAUGUGUACAGUUUUGUUUUCUCGUAAGAGGAGCAUCAUAGGGUUACUUUAUACCAGUUGUAACAUUUUCAUUGUUUUUGGUUGUUCUUUUUUCUUUUUUUAAUGGCAGCUAAAGAUAUACAGAUUACUGUUAAAUUGCAGUCCUUUUUUUUUUUUUAAGAUAUUUUCUUGAAUUAUUUAGAACAUGGUAAGCCUGGUAUUUUUUAAUCAAAAUAUUUAUGAAAUGGGUUUUCUCUUAAUUCUGGAUUCAUCAUGGCUUUCUAAUACCAAUUGUAAUAUUUACAAUAUUCACCAAAACUUAGAAUUUUGCAAAUACUGGAAUUCUACCAGUGUUUCUUUGAUAAGCCUUGCAUGCAAAAUUUGAAAUUUUAACAUUGGCACCCAAAACCUACAUGGAAUGUAUGUCUGGAGUAUUUCAAACUUUACCUUGAAACAUGAUUUCCUUGGAAAACAAACCAUAAGCCUGAGGAGGUUUUUAUCAACUGGAAUGCUUUAUAUUAGUUUGUUUUUCACUGUACAUUCCUCAUUUUACAUUCAUUUAACCUGCCGAUUAUUUAAUUUUUUUAUUGUAAAGUAGUUUUUAGCAUUUGCUUUUAUUUUUUUACUUUGAUGCCUUUUCAAAUUGGCAUGUCUUUAUUUUUCUUCCUGAUUAAAAAUGUGUGUGUA
Molecule: messenger RNA, 2642 nt
Organism: Pongo pygmaeus (Bornean orangutan)
Lineage: Eukaryota; Metazoa; Chordata; Mammalia; Primates; Hominidae
Gene: NET1
Product: neuroepithelial cell transforming 1
Exons: 12
Coding region: 146-1936 (596 amino acids)
Biological process (GO): intracellular signal transduction; positive regulation of Rho protein signal transduction
Molecular function (GO): guanyl-nucleotide exchange factor activity
Source: RefSeq, a predicted model, not a curated record